Messenger RNA from Ostreococcus tauri, 2694 nucleotides. RefSeq names its product ATPase, V0 complex, subunit 116kDa, eukaryotic. Gene Ontology annotation, molecular function: ATPase binding; proton-transporting ATPase activity, rotational mechanism. The record is from RefSeq and is a predicted model, not a curated record. NCBI's taxonomy places the organism in Eukaryota, Viridiplantae, Chlorophyta, Mamiellophyceae, Mamiellales, Bathycoccaceae. Gene Ontology annotation, cellular component: vacuolar proton-transporting V-type ATPase complex; vacuolar proton-transporting V-type ATPase, V0 domain. Gene Ontology annotation, biological process: proton transmembrane transport; vacuolar acidification. Bases 1 to 2694 code for a protein of 897 amino acids. The transcript has a single exon.
AUGGAGCUCUUCCGAAGCGAACCGAUGACGCUCUGUCGCGUCAUCGUCCCGGAGGAGGCGGCGAGGGACACGGUGGAGCGUCUGGGCACGCUCGCGCGGGCGCAAAUCAAAGAUCUCAAUCCAAACGUCCCGGGGUUUCGUCGACCGUGGGCGAACGGGGUGCGACGAUGCGAAGAGAUCAUGCGACGAUUGCGAUACUUCCGGGAGGAGUGCGCGCGCGCGGGGACGGUGGUGCGAGGAGGCGGUGGUGGUGGACGAUGGAUGGGGGGGGACGCGAACGACGCGGGCGCGCGGGCGGAGGACGCGAUCGAUCACGCGACGGAGACGCUCGAACGAGAUCUCGUGCAGGCGGUGAAGAAUCACGAUCGGUUGAGUCGAACGUUGGGUGAACUCGUGGAGGUGCAGAUCGUGCUGGAGAAGGGACAGGGAAUGUUUGAGGAGUCGCGCGGCGAGCGAGACGGACGCUCGAGCGAGUUUCGAGCGGCGCAGAGGAGUUACGACGACGUCGAGGGUGGGGGUGGGGAGACUUUGUUACCGGGAGUGUCGAUGGCGUCGAAUGAUGGGAUGGGGCAGCGUCGAGGGUCGUCAUCGUACCUGGAAAUGGCGGAGAUGGACGUGGGCGGGGCCUCGGCGAGCGGACGCGACGGCGGAGGCCAAAGAUCGAACGCGAACGCCGUGCGGCUCGGGUUCUUGGCGGGGGUGAUUUUGACGAGUAAAGUGAUCGCGUUCGAACGCAUUUUGUUCCGCGCGACGCGCGGGAACAUGUUCUUGAAGCAGUCUCGAAUCGACGGCACGGUCAUAGAUCCGACGACGGGCGAGCGAUGCGAGAAGACGGUUUGCGUCGUCUUCUUCGCCGGCGAGCGCGCGAGGGAAAAAAUCAUCAAGAUAUGCGAGGCGUUCGGCGUGAACAGGUAUCCAUUUCCCGAGGAUUACACUAGACAGCGUCAGAUGUACGCCGAGUGCACGUCGCGAUUGGUCGAGCUGCAAAACACUCUCGACGUCUCGACGGAGCAUCGCGACGAAAUUCUUCGAAAAAUUGGCGACAAGUUGGAGGACUGGACGCAGACCAUCUUACGCGAGAAGGCGAUUUAUCACACCAUGGGAAUGUGUUCAGUGGACGUCACGCGCAAGGUUCUCGUCGCACAGGCUUGGGUUCCGGACUACGCGUUGUCCUCGGUGAGAGAGGCACUCACGGCGGCGAAUCAGUCAUCCUUCGCGUCGGUUGGAACAAUUUUCCAGCAGAUCGAUCCCACGCCUGGAGAGUCACCGCCGACGCACUUCAGGACAAACAAGGUCACGUCCGUGUUUCAGGGCAUCGUCGAUGCGUACGGUGUGCCGAGUUACCGCGAGGUAAAUCCCGCGGUGUUCACCAUCGUGACGUUUCCCUUUUUGUUCGCCGUCAUGUUCGGCGACUUUGGUCACGGCAUUCUCAUGCUCAUCGCCGCGCUGUACAUGGUGAAGAACGAGAAAAAGCUCGGCGCGGGUGGGUUAGGUGAAAUCGUACAGAUGACGUUCGACGCUCGAUACGCGAUUCUUCUCAUGUCCAUCUUUAGCAUUUACGUCGGUUUGCUCUACAACGAGUGCUUCUCCGUCCCGAUGUCACUGUUUGGCAAGAGCAAGUACAUCUGUGAUCCUACCGAUCCCACGGCGGCGACGUCGUGCGAGACGCAGUUCGAUACCGAUCGUGGCCUUGUCAAUAACGGUGAGGGCGCGUAUCCUUUCGGCGUCGAUCCCAUCUGGCAUGGCACUCGAUCCGAGUUGCCGUUUCUGAACUCGAUGAAGAUGAAAAUGUCCAUCCUCAUGGGCGUGACGCAAAUGAUGCUCGGGAUCUUCAUGUCUUACCUCAACCAAGCGUACAACAACGAUACGCUUUCCAUGUACUGCGAGUUCAUCCCACAGGUCGUCUUCCUUGGCGCUCUCUUUGGGUAUUUAUCGCUCCUGAUAGUCAUUAAAUGGAUCACCGGAUCCACCGCCGACUUGUACCACGUGAUGAUUUACAUGUUCCUGUCACCGGGCAACGUGGACUGCAUGGGCGAGGGUAAAGACGGCGGUCCGGGAUGUCCCGAGAAUAAGAUGUUUGCAGGUCAAGGCGCAUUGCAGAAUUUCCUGUUAUUCCUCUGCGCCGUCGCGGUUCCGGUGAUGUUGUUCCCGAAACCGUUCAUCUUGAAAAAGCGACACGAGGCGGCGAGAGGCGGUGGCGUGCGUCGCGGCGGCGUGCGAUACGCUCGUCUCGACGGUAAUGACGAAGAAGACAACGACAGACAGUUCUUGCAGGCGUCCGAUGCUGAGAGAAGCUCGCAGUCGGCCGAGAACGAGGACGAUUUCGAUUUUGGUGAAAUCAUGGUGCAUCAAGGUAUUCACACGAUUGAGUUUGUUCUCGGCGCCAUCUCCAACACGGCGUCGUACCUUCGUCUUUGGGCGCUGUCGCUCGCGCACGCGCAGCUUUCAGCAGUGUUCUGGGACCGCGUUUUCAUGGGCGUUGGCGUCUCGAGCGGUAGCUCUGUCGUCGUCGUGUUUGCCUUCGCUGUCUGGGCCGCCGCAACCGUCGGCGUGCUCAUGCUCAUGGAAUCUCUGUCAGCCUUUUUGCACGCCCUGCGUCUGCACUGGGUCGAGUUCAACAACAAAUUCUAUAAGGGUGAUGGUUAUGCGUUCGUUCCCUUCUCAUUCGAAGGCCUCCAGGACGUCGAGCGAUGA